Molecule: messenger RNA, 1422 nt
Organism: Penicillium malachiteum
Lineage: Eukaryota; Fungi; Ascomycota; Eurotiomycetes; Eurotiales; Aspergillaceae
Product: Hsp70 family protein
Exons: 8
Coding region: 1-1422 (473 amino acids)
Molecular function (GO): ATP-dependent protein folding chaperone; ATP binding
Source: RefSeq, a predicted model, not a curated record
AUGCCUACACCCAAGUACGAUAUUGUGGUCGGAGUUGACUUUGGUACUACGGCCUCUGCCAUUGGCUACUCUAGCAUUUUCCUAGGUCGCCCCUAUUAUCAUCCCAAGUUGAUCAGCCAAUCCUGCGAAAAGCCUCCUUCCAAAAAGAUUCCAAGCGUUCUUGCUUACAUUCAGGACAACCCCAAUCUUCAGGAGAAUAAAUGGGGAUUUCCUGCUCAGAAAGUACCUAAUGUGAUCUCUUGGUUUAAGCUAUUCUUGGAUGAUGAUCUUGAGAUUGAGAUCAAGGGCUGGAAAGCGGAGGCAAUGGGUUGGGCAGGUCCUCGAGGGAUUAUGUCUCUUCCAACAGGGAGAUCCUCAAUUGACACCAUCUCAGAUUACCUGGGCGCUCUCCAGGCCAACAUCUGGGACCAUCUGAAAGAAAAAUUUACCAAUACGGAGAAGAGCCUGGAGACAAGCACCAUCAAAUUCUGUUUUACCAUACCAGGGCACUGGUCCAAAGAGGCUAGGCAGCAUAUGCUUUUUGCUAUCGAAACAGCGGGUUUUAGAUCGAGGAAGUGUGAUGAUAUCUGCCUACUUACAGAGGCGGACGCUGCCAUCAUCUUCGCUCUAUCGACCUCGCAAGAUAAUGCAGGAACCUUACCUCUUAAGACUGGAGACGGAGUUCUAGUCUGCGACUGUGGAGGAGGAACAGUUGAUAUUGCGAGUUUUGUGAUCUCAAAGUAUAAUCCUCUUGUAUACGAUAAGCUUGCUCCAGGCUCAGGGAAACUAUGCGGUUCCACUUCGGUGGAUAGGGAGUUUUACAAACUCAUGGAAAAAAGAUUCGGUGAUGUCUUUUCUAGCUUACCAUGGUAUGUGAUUGGGCUCACAAGCGAAUUCAUGCAGGAUUUCAUGAAAGUUAAGUGUGCGUUUACUGGACAUGGAAAUGCGAUUUUCCAACUCCCCCUUGAAAUAAAGGUGUCGCAACCCUUCAACCCAGAGUGGUAUGAUCAAAACACAGGACAUGUGAUACUAUCCAGUGCCGAUCUUCUGAAGUUAUUCCAACCCUCUGUCAGGACAAUUGUCAAUUGCUUGAAUAGCCACAUGAGUGAAGCCAAUAGUAUGAAAGGAGAAGCACCAGCCAUCAAAAAAAUCUUGCUCGUUGGAGGAUUCUCUCUUUCGCGUUUCCUUCAAAGUGAGAUCACACGUGCAUUUCCUGAUAUGGCCAUCAUCACAGACCGUCAGAAUGCAUUGACGGCUGUCGUCCAGGGUGCGAUCGCAUGGGGCAGUGGCAAAGUUGAGCUACGAAGCAUGCGCAGUCCGUGCCACUUCGGCUUCUCAACCGUGAAUCUAGUCGAUUCUUCCCUGCCCAGAAGCUUGCGUUUGGGCUCUACUUUCCAAAACGAUUCAAUUAACUGGCUGGUGAAAAAGGUAGCAUUUCCGUGA